Drosophila eugracilis is the source of this 5807-nucleotide messenger RNA. It is a transcript of the gene chb, whose product is annotated as CLIP-associating protein. Gene Ontology annotation, cellular component: cytoplasmic microtubule; mitotic spindle; spindle microtubule. Bases 587 to 5056 code for a protein of 1489 amino acids. NCBI's taxonomy places the organism in Eukaryota, Metazoa, Arthropoda, Insecta, Diptera, Drosophilidae. Gene Ontology annotation, molecular function: microtubule binding. The transcript is spliced from 2 exons. The record is from RefSeq and is a predicted model, not a curated record. Gene Ontology annotation, biological process: mitotic spindle assembly.
CUGACCCCAAGCGCGUCACCCAAAAGAGGGAGUAAACGAGACAGCGAGAGGGAGGGAUAAAAAGAGAGAAAAACUAGCGCUGCCCGAAGACGUUGGAAUUUUGUGAAUUAUUGUUGUUGCAGCCCAGCAAUAACGGUAGAGAGACACCAACAACAAGUACCAAUGACAAAGUGAAACUGACUGCGCUGCUCUACAAACAACAAUAAUAACAAGAACAACAACAACAAAACAAAACGAUUUAGGAAGAGCAAAACUGUGAUCUCUGCUUUAUAUAUUUUUUGGGGGCAAUUGUUCAAUUUGGCUGUGCUCGAAAGUAAAUUUAGUCAACUCGUUACGCGUAUUUGCGGCAUUAGGUAGCGCUUUUUCCAACCGACGACUGGAAAAUCAAUUCUUCGGCUUGCCAAAGGGCAACAACAACUAGCAGUUGUUGAAGUUUUUCUUUGUUGUUUUUUCUGCUGCUGCGGCCCAGCCCAAAACAAAAAAGCAAAGAAGAAGAGGAGGAGAAAGAAGAAGAAGAAGAAGAAGCAGCGCAGCCGGAUUUGCAAAUAGUUGCCGCAGCCCGGAAGACGUAUAGACAGCCGGAACGAUGGCAUACCGCAAACCCAGCGAUCUGGAUGGAUUUAUCCAGCAGAUGCCCAAAGCGGAUAUGCGCGUAAAGGUGCAGCUCGCCGAGGAUCUGGUGACAUUCCUGAGCGACGACACAAACUCAAUUGUCUGCACAGAUAUGGGCUUCCUCAUUGACGGAUUGAUGCCCUGGUUGACAGGCAGCCACUUCAAAAUUGCACAAAAGUCCCUGGAGGCAUUUUCGGAGCUAAUCAAGCGAUUGGGGAGCGAUUUCAAUGCAUACACAGCCACCGUUCUGCCACAUGUGAUUGAUCGGUUGGGGGACAGCAGGGACACAGUCCGCGAGAAGGCGCAACUCCUCCUGCGCGACCUUAUGGAGCACAGAGUGCUUCCGCCCCAGGCGCUGAUCGACAAAUUGGCCACCAGCUGCUUCAAGCACAAGAACGCCAAGGUGCGCGAGGAGUUCCUGCAGACAAUAGUGAAUGCUCUCCAUGAGUAUGGCACCCAGCAGCUCAGCGUUCGCGUAUAUAUUCCACCAGUUUGUGCCCUUCUCGGCGAUCCCACUGUAAAUGUUAGGGAGGCAGCCAUCCAGACGCUGGUGGAGAUUUACAAACAUGUCGGUGAUCGCCUGCGACCAGACCUACGACGCAUGGAUGACGUGCCGGCUUCCAAACUGGCGAUGCUGGAGCAAAAGUUCGAUCAGGUCAAACAGGAGGGUCUACUACUGCCUUCAGCCCUUAGAAACUCUAAUGGCAAUGGAGUGAGUGUGGACGAGGCUGACAACAUUGGGAUCAGGGAGCGACCCACGCGGAUGAUUAAGCGGCCACUGCACUCCGCCGCCUCCUCAUCGCUGCGCUCCAAACCUAGUGUAAACGAUGUGAGCGGUGAUGCAGGCGCUGUGACCAUGGAGACCUUUGAGUCUAGCUUCGAGGCCGUUCCGCAACUGAGCAUCUUCCACGCCAAGGACAUGGACGAUAUAUACAAGCAAAUACUGGUGAUCAUUAGCGACAAGAACGCGGACUGGGAGAAGCGCGUAGAUGCUCUAAAGAAAAUUCGAGCGUUACUCCUACUUAGUUAUCAUACCCAGCCGCAAUUUGUGGCCGUGCAGCUAAAGGAACUAUCAAUAAGCUUUGUGGAUAUCCUCAAGGAGGAACUGCGGUCACAGGUGAUCCGCGAGGCGUGUAUCACCAUCGCAUAUAUGUCGAAGACGUUAAGAAAUAAGCUAGAUGCCUUCUGCUGGAGCAUAUUGGAGCAUCUGAUCAAUUUGAUACAGAACAGCGCGAAGGUCAUAGCGUCCGCUUCCACAUUGGCUCUGAAAUACAUCAUUAAAUACACGCACGCGCCCAAGCUGCUAAAGAUCUACACGGACACCCUAAAUCAGUCAAAGUCAAAAGAUAUACGGGCCACACUAUGUGAACUGAUGGUGCUGCUUUUCGAGGAGUGGCAGACCAAGGCGCUUGAGAGGAAUGCCACCAUUCUGAGGGAUACCUUAAAGAAAUCCAUCGGCGAUGCAGACAGCGAUGCACGCCGCCAUUCCAGAUGCGCUUACUGGGCUUUCAGGCGGCAUUUUCCGGACUUUGCGGAUCAGAUAUAUGGCACCCUGGACAUAGCUGCACAGCGUGCCUUGGAAAGAGAGCGAGAGGGCGGUGGAGGGAGUGGUAACGUCGCUCAACCAGAAACAAGACGAACUGUAUCACGCAUUGGCCGAACUCCUGGAACCCUGCAAAAGCCCACGCCCAGUAUGAGAUCAAUUUCAGCGGUGGACACUGCUGCUGCCCAGAGAGCCAAGGCCAGGGCACAGUAUACACUGUAUUCAAGACAAAGGAAACCUCUAGGGCCAAGCAAUACCAACCAGGCACCGAUGACUGGAGCAGCGGCAAGUGGAUCGCUGCCCAGGCCACGACUCAAUUCCAAUAGCGGUGGCACGCCGGCCACCACGCCGGGAUCGGUAACGCCACGACCUCGAGGACGAGCAGGUGUAUCUCAGUCGCAGCCAGGAUCCCGUUCUACCUCGCCAAGCACAAAGCUGCGGGAUCAGUAUGGCGGAAUCAGUAAUUACUAUCGUGGAGCAACUGGCGCCAUACCUAAAAAGGCCUCCGGAAUACCACGAAGCACAGCCAGCUCCAGGGAAACCAGCCCAACCAGGUCAGGCGGUGGCCUGAUGAAGCGCAGUAUGUAUUCCACUGGAACGGGAUCACGACGAACGCCUGAGAGGAACAACCCUGUGAGACCUUCUGCGGCAGCUCGUCUGUUGGUGCAAUCCCGUGAAGCAGAACAAACACUAGGCCCUGCAGAUGAUGGUCAACCUGACUAUGUGUCCGGGGACUAUAUGCGCAGCGGAGGAAUGCGAAUGGGCAGAAAGCUUCUGGGACGCGAUGAGUCUGAUGAUAUCGACUCCGAGGCCAGCUCUGUGUGCUCAGAGCGAUCCUUCGACUCCAGCUACACUAGAGGCAAUAAAUUGAAUUACUCUCUUAGUGGAAGCCACACCCGUUUGGACUGGACCACGCAACGGGCGCCUUUUGACGAUAUCGAAACGAUCAUUCAGUUCUGCGCCUCUACGCAUUGGUCAGAAAGAAAGGAUGGUCUAAUGAGCCUUACCCACUACCUGGCCGCCGGCAAGGAGCUCACCCAGCAGCAGCUACAAUGCGUUCUGGACAUGUUCCGCAAGAUGUUCAUGGACACACACACCAAGGUGUACUCGCUGUUCCUGGACACGGUCACUGAGCUGAUUCUAGUUCAUGCGCCCGAGCUGCACGAUUGGCUCUUUAUCUUGCUGACGCGACUGUUCAACAAACUGGGCACCGAUCUCCUCAACUCGAUGCACAGCAAGAUCUGGAAGACGCUACAAGUGGUGCACGAGUACUUCCCCACGCAAUUGCAGCUAAAGGAGCUAUUUAGGAUCUUAUCGGACUCAACGCAAACGCCAACAACUAAGACGCGCAUCGCCAUUCUGCGCUUCCUCACGGAUCUGGCCAACACAUACUGCAAGAGCAGCGACUUCCCCAGCGACCAGAGUCAGGCUUGCGAACGAACGGUCCUAAAGCUGGCCCAGCUGGCGGCGGACCAGAAGUCGAUGGAGCUGCGCUCCCAGGCCAGAAGCUGCCUGGUGGCCCUGUAUAACCUGAACACCCCGCAGAUGACCAGGCUAUUGGCCAACCUGCCAAAAGGAUACCAGGACUCAGCCCGCUCCUGCAUCCAGUCGCACAUGCGGCGGCAAAGCCAAAGUGGAAAUUCGGGUGCCAAUUCGCCUAGUAGCUCUCCAUUGAGCAGUAGCAGUCCCAAACCCUUACAAAGCCCCUCUGUGGGUCCAUUUGCAUCGCUGCAGAGCCACCACCAACUCAGCCUGAGUUCCACUAGUCCCCGUUCGCGGCAGUCCUCUGUGGAGCAGGAGCUGCUCUUCUCCUCGGAACUGGAUGCUAUUCAGCACAACAUUCAAAAGACGUCAGAGGAGAUCCGGCACUGCUUUGGCGGUCAAUAUCAGACGGCGCUGGCGCCCAAUGGCUUCAAUGGACACCUGCAGUAUCAUGAUCAAGGCCAGCAGGAUUCUUGUGCCUCCCUGUCUUCCAACUCCAAGACACAGUCGUCAGCCAACACCACGCAGUCAAAUACUCCGGAGUCUGCCACCAUGCGUCUAGAUAACCUUGAUCGGGAUAGGACAACUCAAAAUGCCAAGUCGCCGCAGCCAACGGGCGAUGCCAAAGUGCCCACGUUCUCGAUAAAUGUGGCGGAAAAUGGUGAGCUGAUUCUGGCCAAUGACUUGAUGGAAACCGAAGUGGUGCGUGUGGCCUUAACGCUUACAAAGGAACAGCCCGUGGAGCUGCUGCAGACGUCACUUACAAACCUGGGGAUCUGCAUCAAAAGCGGAAACUGCGAGUUGCCCAACAAGCACUUUAGAUCGAUUAUGCGAAUGCUGCUCAACAUUCUGGAGGCAGAGCACACGGACGUGGUCAUUGCCGGCCUGCACGUGCUCAGCAAGAUUAUGCGCAGCAACAAGAUGCGCCACAACUGGAUGCACUUCCUGGAAUUGAUCCUGUUGAAGAUCAUUCAGUGCUAUCAACACAGCAAGGAGGCUUUUCGGGAUAUCGACUCGAUGAUUCCAAGGAUAGCACCAUGUCUGCCGCUGGACCUGUCCAUCAACAUUGUCAAUCCGGUGAUUGCGACGGGCGAGUUCCCCACGAAUCUGUGCGCCAUUAAAAUUCUGCUGGAGGUGACCGAGCAUCAUGGUUCGGAAAUCACGGACGCCCACCUGGACAUUGUGUUCCCGAAUUUGGCGCGAUCGGCAGACGACACGCAGUCGAUGGUGCGCAAGGCGGCGGUAUUCUGCAUCGUAAAGCUCUACUUUGUUCUGGGUGAGGAGAAGGUCAAGCCAAAGCUGUCCGUGCUAAAUCCCAGCAAGGUGAGGCUACUCAACGUGUAUAUUGAGAAGCAGCGGAACUGCAUUAGCGGCGGGGGAAGUUCCACGAAGAACUCGUCGGCAGCAUCCUCAUCAUGAUUGCGGGGGUCCUCGCCAGGAUUCCUGCACCAGCACCACAAACAAGACACGGACGCGAUUGCGUCCCACGGCCUGCGAAGAAAGUGAGGAGCGGCGGACAUUUAAUGAUAUAUAAUACAUUAACUAAUUAUUUAUAACUAAUUAUUACCAAUGAUCAGAAAAUUGUGUAACUGUUUGAUGCGUAUAUAAAGCAAAUGCAAACGAACCUCCCAAAAAAAUACGAAAACCGAGGGCCAUCGCCCUCCCAAUGUGAGCAGAAAAACUAUUUAUACAUGUACGGAAACUAAAGCGAUAAAACCAACAAAAUGUACUAAAAUUGUAGCCAACUCCGCACCCCUCACGCCCUACCCUCUUGUACCCGCGAUCGCUAAGUUGUAUGUGUUUUACCAGCUUCUAACUAUUUACGCUGCUUCUAUUUAGUUAGUAAGUCUUAAUGUCGCUCUUUUUGGAUAACCAGACGUAUACUUUUUUACUUUAGUUCAAGGCGAUUUCGUAUCCUUAUUUUGUUUCCGCUCAACUAAAUUCUAAUUACUAUUAUUACUACGAUUCUGCUCUUCUUACAACUGAACUAUUUUUGUAAUUCAUUUAAAAACACAAGCCCACACAAAAUGAUAAAAACAAUAAACAACACUUCUAGGUUAUGUAAUAAUAUUUAUAAAUUAAUUAAACGAAUAAAACAGUUAAACAAAAGUCCCAAAAUACAUAAUGUAAACAACAAGUCAGCGUUUUGUUUGCCAACAUCCUUUGCUAA